Molecule: messenger RNA, 2761 nt
Organism: Fundulus heteroclitus (mummichog)
Lineage: Eukaryota; Metazoa; Chordata; Actinopteri; Cyprinodontiformes; Fundulidae
Gene: agmo
Product: alkylglycerol monooxygenase
Exons: 14
Coding region: 343-1680 (445 amino acids)
Biological process (GO): lipid biosynthetic process
Cellular component (GO): endoplasmic reticulum
Molecular function (GO): iron ion binding; oxidoreductase activity
Source: RefSeq, a predicted model, not a curated record
UCACGAGUUUUACAUUCCCAGCGUAAAAAAAAAAAAAAAAAAAAAAAAAAAGAACACCACCGUGACAAACAGCUAUAGGCGACUGUGACAACUUGGAGCUAAAUCACUAAUGAACCGUCCACAGAUAAACUCCACACAGGAGCGCGUUUGUACCGCGGACUCUCGCGAGAUAAAUGAUAAGGAGUGAGAUUCAGUGAAGAACUCCUCCGUCCAAAGAAGUUCAUAAAAACAACCAGGAGAGGUUUUAAACGUGACAGGUUCGAGAUUGAGCGCGCUUUGCGCAGCGGCGAGGGCUUGCUGGAACACCUGCACAGGUAACGUAGGUUCUGCGGGAUCCCGACCAUGGCUGCAGCGGUGGGGUCCGGUUCGUUUUCUGCGGGUCUCCGGGCCAUGUUUUUCAUGGUCACUCCAAAUGAAUCCUCGUUUCGGGAAGUGGAGGAAGUGCCUCAGUAUGUUCAGCAGGCCACUCCGUUCUUUGUGGGACUGAUGCUGCUCGAGCUGGUGGUGGGCGCGCUGAUGACAGGGAGCCAUGUAGUCACGCUGAGUGAUGGCCUUACCUCCAUCUCUGCUGGAAUGAUCUCUAGACUCCCUUUGCUGGUGAUGCGAGGCUGUGAGCUGUCGGCUUACAUUUAUGUGUGGGACCACUUCCGCCUGUUAGAGCUGCCCUGGGACUCUGCAUGGACCUGGUGGCUCACCUUCCUUGGAGUGGACUUCUGCUACUACUGGGUUCAUCGCUUCGCUCACGAGGUGGCCAUCCUUUGGGCUGCUCACCAGGUCCACCACAGUUCAGAGUACUACAACCUGACCACCGCACUCAGACAGUCGCUCACCCAGCAGUUUACCUCUUGGAUCUUCUACCUUCCCAUGGCUCUGGCUGUUCCUCCGUCCAUCUUUGCUGUUCACAUACAGUUAAACCUUCUGUACCAGUUCUGGAUUCACACUGAGUUAAUCAGAGACCUUGGGCCUCUAGAAUGGGUCUUCAACACACCUAAACAUCACAGAGUUCAUCACGGAAGGAACUUGUAUUGCAUUGACAAGAACUACGGAGGGAUUCUUAUUAUCUGGGACAGAUUGUUUGGUACUUUUGCUGCAGAGUCAGAUAAAGUCAUAUAUGGCCUGGUGUUCCCCAUCAAGACAUUUGAAAUCCUCUACGUUCAGUUGCACUACUAUGUAUAUUUGUGGAAGAAAUCCAGACCUUACAAAACAGUCAGUGACAAAGUGUCAACUUUCAUCAAAGGCCCGAGCUGGAAACCUGGUAAACCCCGUCUCGGCGACCACGUCGACAAUCCCAAGGUAACCGGAAAAGAAGUUCCUCACGAUCCCAACUGGUCCCUGUCUUUUCAAGUUUAUGUCGCCGUACAUUUCCUACUGGUGCUAUGGACUUACCACGAGUUGUUUGAAAGCAAAAUGGUGCUGUCUCAGUUAACUAUUCUCGGGAUGACCAGCUAUGUUUUGCUCACCCUGACCUCCCUGGGCUUCAUCAUCGAACAAAGGCCACUGUCAGCUUUCUUGGAGACAGUUCGCUGUGUCAUAAUGGUGACAUUGCUGCAGUGCAACUACUUAAGAUCUCCAAUGCCUUCACUGUCUGUCCCCACAGAGGCCUUUGUCUCCCUCUCGCUGCUGUACUGGGCUCUGCAGAGCUUCUCCCAGCUGGUCAGCAUCAAGAAGAAAGAUGACUGAGACGCCGCCAGAUCCAUGGAGAAUGAAGACGUUCGGAUUGAAACCUUUUCAUGCUAACGUGUUUUGGUCUCCUAAAGCCUUAUCUAUAACAGCAACUUAUUCAUUUGUAGUGUUUUCGCUUGAUUUUAACUUUGCUCGUUGAAGCCUGUUUGUAACACAAGCUUUGUUAUGUAAAUUAGCUAUUAACAAAUCUAAAGUAAGCUGAAUUUUGUCAAACCAUUACUAUGCUUUUUUUUUAUUAUUUUUUUUUUUUAAAGAAGUGCCAUGUUUAAAAUGUCAUUGCCAUCAGAGGUGCUGCAGUCCAAAGGGAAGGACCCAUUGUAAUAUUUUGACAUCCGCCACAGCACAAAACAUACUUUUUAUAAAACAAGUGCUGUUCAUACUGAAGCCUGUUGAAUUCACAGCUAAAACUGAAUUAUUGCUCUACAACAGGGGUGUCCAAAGUGUGGCCUGGGGGCCAUUUGUGGCCCUCUGAAUGAUUUUGGGUGGCCCUCAAUCACAGAUACGAGACCUUUAAAAAAAAAGACAAAUUAACAUCUUCAUAAAAGGGAAAAUGUAAGGUGCAACAACAUCUUUUAUCUUUUAUCCACCGUAUUUUUUUAUUUAAGUUAAUAAUAAAUAAGACCAUAAACUUUUUACCAAAAGCUAGACUUGUAUGCACCCAUUUAUUUAACUUGACAAAAUAAAGCAUGACUGAGCCCAAUCCUGCUCUUGUUGAUGAAAAGUCACAAAAAGUAUAAAAAGAUGAUCGACCCAAAUGAUUUAGGGUAUCGUUUGCCGAGCGAACCUGCAAGAGUCUUUUUAUGUUUUAAAUCUAAAAUGAUUUACAGAUUCCUUUUUCUACAGAAAUCAGACUAAUUCACUUGUUUAAAGUAUUUAGUGUGUUUAGUUUAUUGUUGAGCAGGUAAAAAUAAAAGGUUUUUGCCAUUUUGAUUAAAAAAAGGUCUUAAUUAUGUGGCCCAUAAGUACUUUCUACGUGACUUUAUUGGCCUCCGUGGCAAAAAGUUUGGACACCCCUACUCUACAAGGUGCAGUGUGUCUUCAAUUUCUCCUUGCAAUAAAGCGCUUAAAACUCUCUGUA